AUGGUGGCCCUUCCUUCCAGCAAAAAAACACACAGUGAAAAACACAAGCAGAUUUUCAGGCAGCUUCUCAAGGAGACUGCAAACAAGUCAUGCGUGGACUGUAAGACCUCAACACACCCCCGGUGGGCUUCGUGGAAUUUGGGUUGCUUCUUCUGUAUCCGCUGCUCAGGAAUCCACCGUUCCAUGGGGACGCACAUCUCGCGUGUCAAGUCGGUCGAUUUGGACGCGUGGACCGACGAGCAGGUCGAAUCAAUGGUGAAAUGGGGUAACGAGAAGUGUAACUUGUAUUGGGAGGCCAAGUUGCCUCAAGGAUAUGUUCCUGACAGCAGCAAGAUUGAAAACUUCAUUCGCACCAAAUAUGACAUGAAAAAAUGGGUGGCUCUGCCGAGGGUUCCUGAUCCGAUGACUCUUCACACUUCCGGGCCACAGCAAACCCAUGGCCUUGCUGAAGAGGAAAGAGCUUCCGAGCAGAAACUGGUCCAUGUGGCUUCUGGAAAGUCACAACCUAAAAGUGAGCUUCUUUUGGAUGAUGAUUUCGGAUCUUUUUCGUCUGCUGCAACUAAAUCAUCACAGCACACAAACAUUGUUUCUUCCCAAUCUCAGGCAAAGGGUAAUGCGCACACAGCUUCUGCUUCAUCUCCUUUAGAAAACCGUGGCAAUCUUCUCUCUGCGAAGUCCUCGUCGGAGCCUCCCUCUGAGGUGGUUCCUGACCAGAGAAAAGAUCUCAAAAAGUCCAUUCUUUCCCUUUAUUCAACUCCUUCAUCGUCAUCCUCUUCCCUGAGCUUCAAUAAUGGUACAUCUAACGGUUUCCUGGGUAUUAGAAGUACGGGCACUAGCCGUGCGCCAGCUACUCAAUCCUUUCAAUUCCAACGGCCUAUGGGUGUUCAAAGCGGGUCACUGGGUGCACUGCAACCUGCUCGCUCUCCAACAACUGACUCCGUCAACAGCAUGUCUGACUCUUUGUUGGGUUUAAAUUUCGGUGCCCCCAGUAAGCCUGCUGCCCCUUCACCUGUCUAUGCCUCGUCAAAUUCGCAAACACCUGUUCAUACCCCAAACCAAGCGCAACACUCGAAGGCUAAUACCCCGGCACAAUCGUGGAAUAAUGAAUGGAGUAACCUACCAGCAUCUGAUAAUCCGUGGGGCUCCAUGUCAAAUAGCCAAUCGUCCUCGUCGGUACUUGGGCGUUCGUCAGUUGCAAACACAGGCUUCGACUCUAGAACAAAGGAUCUUGAAGAUGAUCUCUUCAAGAAUGUCUGGACGUGA
This is a messenger RNA of Australozyma saopauloensis, 1263 nucleotides long. RefSeq names its product Age2p (gene AGE2). Gene Ontology annotation, cellular component: cytoplasm. The transcript has a single exon. Gene Ontology annotation, molecular function: GTPase activator activity; sequence-specific DNA binding; metal ion binding. The record is from RefSeq and is a predicted model, not a curated record. Bases 1 to 1263 code for a protein of 420 amino acids. Gene Ontology annotation, biological process: intra-Golgi vesicle-mediated transport; endoplasmic reticulum to Golgi vesicle-mediated transport; regulation of DNA-templated transcription. Lineage: Eukaryota; Fungi; Ascomycota; Pichiomycetes; Serinales; Metschnikowiaceae.